CCAGCCCUGAGGCGACCAAGCCAACGCCGACAGUGGGGAGAUGGAUUUGGGCAGAUUUCAACUGUCAUCUGGUGACAGGGCAAAAAGAUGGAGGAUUUGGAGUGAGAUCCCGGCGGGUGCUAGCAGCGGGGUGACCAUGAGCACGUCCCAUGUGCGUGUGAGGACAUGCGGAUGUGAGGGGACAUCCCAGACCAAGUGUCACGCAGAGGGCUUGGCUAUCGUGUCCCAGCAGGAUGAGCAAGCACGGCGGUGGGCACGACAGAGGGGUUGGGGACUGUCACCUUCUCCAUGGGGGGACGCACGAUGCCCAUCUGCAGAUGGCCAAGGGGCAGCAUCACCGAGGGGCGGCGGCAUUGCCAAGGGGAGGCAGGGCACGGGCAGCAUCACCGAAGGGCGGCACGGCCGAGAAGUGUCAGGGCGCAGACACCGUCCCCACCCAGGGGCCCCGGGCAGGGCAGCAGCUCGCUGGAGGGUUUCCUUCCUCCUGCCCCAGCCCGCGCUUCGCCAGCCACCCCGAGCACGUCUGCAAGCGCCUCUCAUGUGACCGCCAGCUUCCUGUGCGCUCCCCGCUCGGUGCCGGUGCCGCGGGACGGGACGGGCCGCGCUCGCCGCUGUCGGACGCUGAGCCCUCGCCACCGGCCCCAGCGCCAUGCUGCGCCGCAAAUCUUCCAACGCCGGCGACAAGGAGCCGGGACACAGGAAGCUUUCCCUACAGCGUUCCAGCAGCUUCAAGGAUUUCAGCAAGUCCAAGGUCAGCUCCCCUGUGUCAAGCGAGGAAUUCAACCUGGAGGAGAAUAUCCCUGAGGAUGAUCCCAGCAGUGCCAGCCCUGAGGAGGCUGUGCGGAGCAGUGGGACAAAGCUGGGCAGGAAGUGGCGGGCGGUCAUCUCCCGCACCAUGAACCGCAAGAUGGGCAGGAUGGCCGUGAGAGCACUGGCCGAGGGCAAGCAGGGAGAGGUGGAGGCAGAGGGGACCCCAUGCCCCCUGUCCCCAGCCAGCAGCGUGGAAGAGCAGAGCCAUGACAAGGUGCCCCUGUCAUACCUGGAGCUGGAGGAGGAGGAGGAUGGGCGCCCAGCCCUCGGACGCCAGAUGUCCAGCGGCAGCAACAUUCCCAGCCCUGGCGAUCCCAGGGACAGCCGGUCACUGGAGGAGACUGUCCCAGCCUACACUGGCCCCUUCUGCGGCCGGGCCCGCGUCCACACCGACUUCACCCCCAGCCCCUAUGACAAGGACUCCCUGAAGCUGCGGAAAGGGGACAUCAUCGGCAUCAUUGAGAAGCCACCUGUGGGCACCUGGACCGGGCUGCUCAACAACAGGGUGGGCUCCUUCAAGUUCAUCUACGUGGAUGUGAUCCCUGAGGAGACAGUCCCUGCCCGCAGGAGCCGGAGCUCCAGUCGGAACAAGCGCCUCAAGCCCAAGACCCUCCAUGAGCUGCUGGAGCGCAUCAACCUGCAGGAACACACCCCCACCCUCCUGCUGAACGGGUACCAAACCCUGGAGGACUUCAAGGAGCUGCGGGAGACCCACCUGAAUGAGCUGCACAUCACGGACCCCCAGCACCGCGCCAAGCUGCUGACGGCUGCCGAGCUCCUCCUGGACUAUGACACAGCCAGUGAGCCAGAGGACGGUGACACCACCGAGGCCCCGCCAUCACCCUCAGAGCCCAAAGGGGACAUUCCCCGCGACUCCGGCUGCUUCGAGGGAUCAGAGACCCUGGAUGGCAGCCGGGAGGAGGCCGAGCUGGGGGGUCCUGAGGAGCAGCUGGGGGCUCUCUCCAUGGCAGAAUCCCCCUGAGCCUGCCGGCACCGCCACUUCCCGCUUUGGCCCUAACAGGGGGGCUGGAUUGGAGGGGACGGCUGCUGGUGGGGGACAGGGGAGCCCCAGUGGUGGCACCUCGGGGCCUGGCCCGGCCCCUGCACCAGAGCCCAAUGCUGGGUGGACACAAGGUGCCCCAGGACAUUUUGCAUGGCAAUGCCUGGCAUCACUGCCCCGAGGAAGGGACUCUGGGCACGCUGGGCCACCGCACUCCUCACCACAGGCAUUGGCUGCUUUUCCCAGGUUUACCAGCAGGCUCAGGAAGGGAGAGCUGGGGAUGGAAGCCGUGUGUGCAGGCAACUGAAGCCUGCCCAGGACACUGUCACUUCUCAGCAUGGACACACAGAGACUUCCCCCCAUCACCUGCCAUGGGGGACAGCAAGAUGCAAAUAACACAGUUAAGACACCCUGGAAGUGUGAGAUGGAGAGUCCUGGAAAUGCACAGGAAAGGGGGAAGAGGCAGCUGGCUUGGGGCAGCACAGACACACAGGGGCUACAGCUCAGCCGUUUUCAAACCAAUUAAGUUUCCUUCAUUGUUUUAAAAUAAAAAAAAAAAAAUAAAAAAUAAAGAACACCCAACCCUCACCCAACCCCUUUCCCUCCUUCUGGAGAC
This is a messenger RNA of Vidua chalybeata, 2426 nucleotides long. It is a transcript of the gene SASH3, whose product is annotated as SAM and SH3 domain containing 3. Gene Ontology annotation, molecular function: protein binding. The transcript has 8 exons. Gene Ontology annotation, biological process: positive regulation of adaptive immune response; positive regulation of B cell proliferation; positive regulation of immunoglobulin production. Bases 650 to 1792 code for a protein of 380 amino acids. Lineage: Eukaryota; Metazoa; Chordata; Aves; Passeriformes; Viduidae. The record is from RefSeq and is a predicted model, not a curated record. Gene Ontology annotation, cellular component: cytoplasm; nucleus.